Messenger RNA from Amaranthus tricolor (Joseph's coat), 3691 nucleotides. Its product is annotated as probable disease resistance protein At5g66910. NCBI's taxonomy places the organism in Eukaryota, Viridiplantae, Streptophyta, Magnoliopsida, Caryophyllales, Amaranthaceae. The record is from RefSeq and is a predicted model, not a curated record. Bases 229 to 1002 code for a protein of 257 amino acids. The transcript is spliced from 3 exons.
GUUUACCCCUUAUAGGCGUUAUGGCAUUGUAAUGUAUGUCGUCUUCCUCAUUUCAUCUUUCUCGUUCUACCGCAGCUAUUACAUUCUUACUGGGAGACGUCUUUGUUAAUGGUCACAAACAAGACAAGAAAGAUCCAAUCAGCUUUCAGUUUGGUUAUUCGUUGGAGGUUGAGAUUGAGGAGCUAAAUAAACAAAAAGAUUAGGUAUUUGAUCAAAGGAGAGAGAAUUAUGGGUGAUAAUGGAAAUAUGAUGUCAAUGGUAUCUAUAUCUCCUGAUUUUGGUUUCCUACAUUUAAAGGGGAAUCCUGGUCUAUGGAUUGAAAAAAACACCCCUGCUUCUCAUCUCUUGGUUAAAUUCUUGCACUUGGAUUAUGAGGGCAUGAAAGAUGAUGAGGAGCUUCAGAUUGGGGAAUCCAUUGGGAGUCUGAGUGAACUCACUGAACUCACUAUUAAUGGCACUGAAUUCCUCAAGUGCUUGCCUAAAUCCAUGGCAACCCUCAAGAAGCUGCAAAAAUUGAUCCUUGAAUAUUGUAUAAACUUGCUUGAUAAUUUUGAUGUUUUAAUGCUUACUUUUACUCUUACCUGUCUUAAGCUUCGAGAUUGCGAGAUCACAUCCUUCCCUAAGAGUUUAACUUUUCUUUUCCGCUUGACUUCUUUAUCUCUUUUUAUAUGUGAGUUCCUUACAGAAUUGCCAUCAAGUUUGUCACUAUUGAGGAGACUUACCCAUAUUUCCCUCAAGUAUUGUGAAAGGUUACAGUCCCUUCCCUAUACCAUGGCCAAGCUACUCAAUUUGAAAAAAUUAUCUAUCAAAGGCUGCGCUUCCCUCACCGAAUUGCCUGAUUAUUUGAAAGUCACUCACCUCAAGCUUAUCUAUUCUAGUAUCAACUUUAUUCCUAGUGAUUUAAUCAACCUACGCCACUUACAUGUCUCAGUUGACUUUCUAUUAGAAGCUUCGUUUGAGAACUUGAAGAAUUCGGUGUACCUUCAUCACCUUAGCAUUUAGUGUGACGGCAGUGAGGUUUAAGCUGAGAUUCCGAAAUUGACCGCUAUUUCAAAUCAAUUUGUCAACCUUCAGUCCCUUUCUUUAAACUCAUUGUUAUCCACAAAAUGUGUUGAAUUCCCUGUAAAUUUGGAUGGGCUAGAUGAGCUAAUCUUGCUUGAUAUUAGAUGGACGAAAAUCAAUUACAUUCCUUGGACCAUCGCUGAUUUAAAGAAAUUACGAUUCCUAUUGCUACCUGAUCAAUUUAGACUGGAACUAUUGCCUUUUCAUCUCAAUGAUGCCGUCCUUAUAUCUAUGCUAGAGAGGCAAAGUCGCAAAACUUGGCAAGAAGUCAACCAAGGGUUGAACUUACCAGUUGUGUCAGCUCGGGAUCCAUCCAUCAUAUCUCCCCCUGGUUACAUCCCAUUGCAACAAGAUCUAGGGCAAUGGAUCUACGAUAACUAUAAAUCUCGUGACAAGUCAGCACCCUCAGGGGAAUUGUCCAACAUCACACAGCUGUAUAUUUCUCAUUGUAGAGAUAACAAUAAGCUUCCCUUGACAAUCACAAGGCUUAGGAAUCUCUCUAUUAAAUAUUGUGGCCUUGAAUUCCAUUCAAGUAACUUGGCUAAGCUAUACAACUUGGAAACUUUGGAUUUGAUCAUACAGUCAUGCCGACAAAUAUGGAUUACCCCAUCGGUCUUAGACAUCUUGUGCUAAAUGGCAUCAAUAUUAGCUUGCUCCUUGAUAACAUAGCACAACUAUCCAACUUGAUCACUUUGGAAAUCUUUGAAUGUAAUUCCCUCAAAUCGUUGCCAAAAUUUGAACAUUGUUAGACUAAAGCUUGAUAGGAUCAUCACGACCCUGCCUGUCAGCUUACUCCAUCUUGAGAUCUUUCAUAUGAAUGAACUUACAUGAGAUCUUUCAUACGAUUGCCGCCAGAUUUGGGUGAGCUGAUGGAAUUGGAUACUCUUAAUAUUAGUGGAACGAAAAUAAAGUCCCUCCCAGAUAGCAUCAUGAAGCUUCCGAAGCUGCAACACUUAAUUCUCCAUAGGUGUUUCAAACAAGAAAGUUUGCUAAAGAAUUUGCAAGGGUUCAUCAAUAAUGAUACAAGUGAAAUAUACUACAAGCAUGUGGACUCAACUUAUGAAGGCAAUGAUGUUACACUUGAGGAAAAAGAUGGAUGUGAGUUUUUCAGUACAUAUUGAACCUUUUUAUGUCACUAUAUAUGCCACUACUCUUCCCUCUUUUAAUGAUCUUUUUGUUUCUUGUUUCUUGGGGGUGUUUAAUUAUUAGCUUUUUUGUUGGGUUUUUGGUUGACUUUUGGCUUUCGAUUUUUGACCUUUGGUUGAUCAAACAGCCAAAGGGUGUUAUGGUUAGUAUUUGGCUUGUUGGUCCACUUUUUCUCUAAUAAACAACCAUCAUUUAAUGCUCAAUUUCAACAAACAUCUCCUUAAACACUUAGCUUUUUCAGCUUCCUUAACAACCAACAAAAAAAACGAAACUUUCUAUAGGUCAAACAAGCCAACUGAAAAAGACAACAACCAACAACUCAUUGCCAAAAACCCCUUAUAUACGUACUCCCUCUGUUCCUAAAUGUAAGCACUAAAACCAAUAUCAUAUGAAAGCUUUUUUUGGUUUUUUGGUGCUUUGAUUUAGGGAUGAGGGAGUAAUUUUUAGUUGUAUAUGAUAGCACUGAGCAGUAGAUUCAAGAAUCGGUUUAUAGAUAGUUAGUUUCAUAAUUCUAAUAAAAAAUGGUAACAUCUCUAAUGUGCCACAUGGGAAAAGUUUGAUGGAAAUGAGUUUUUCUCAUCUUUUCUCGACGAUCUAGUAUCAUGCGUUGUGCCAUUCAUUGAAAGGUAUAGUAUGGUUAAGGGUGACGGAAAUUGUGGUUUUAGAGCUAUUGUUGUAUUUGAGUAUUGUGAUGAGGAGAAGUGGUUAGAUGUGAGGCAAGACUUGAAAGAGGAACUAACUACCCACGAAGAGUUGUAUAAAAGAGCUCUUGGUGGUGAGGAGGAGCUUAAGAAGGCACGAGAUAUAGUGGAUUGGUAUGAAUCUCCUGCUCCUAUGAAGCAUUGGUAUGAUGUUAUGCGUUUAGGCUUGGUAGUUGAAACAAAAUAUCAAAAAAUUUGCACAUAUUGGACAAAAACAUGGCUAGUAACGAUCUUGCCUCUGGAGAGUAGGACGGUUGAUCAACCUCCUUCCGAGUACAUUAAUUUGGCUUCAAUAUGGGUUGAUCACUUGAUACCAUUGCACUUGAGGACCCGAGAUCUCCCAUUACCACCCCUUGUGCCACGUUGGGAGAAUCAUUGUAACACCGCAGUGAAGUCUUGGUUUAUGUCUCAUUUUAAAAUGCAACUUGAUUACUUUUGCCAAUUACUUGCCUUAGGUUUCUUCCUUGCGUAUCCAGAGCUUUUGGCUGUGAAGAUGUGACUAAAUUUGUUGUGGUUGCCUUUUGCUUAUCUAGAGGCUAUUAUAAUGUGUGCUUAGUGUUGUAUGAGCAUCUUAUAUGUAUUCAGCUUAGAGGUUGUCUAGUGUUUUGUUAUUUGCCUACAUACUCAGCGGGCCUUUUUGUACGGAAGCUACUACAUCAUGUUCAAUGGAUGCAACUAUGCAAGUGUUCAUGACUCUAGAAUUAGUCAUAGUGUGUUCAUCGGUUUCUCCCGCUUGUUGUUAAGAAGAUGGUUAUUGUGUAAAUGUUUUUUUCAUUAAGUAA